This is a messenger RNA of Daucus carota subsp. sativus, 1435 nucleotides long. Its product is annotated as F-box/kelch-repeat protein At3g06240-like. NCBI's taxonomy places the organism in Eukaryota, Viridiplantae, Streptophyta, Magnoliopsida, Apiales, Apiaceae. Bases 58 to 1227 code for a protein of 389 amino acids. The record is from RefSeq and is a predicted model, not a curated record. Gene Ontology annotation, molecular function: protein binding. The transcript has a single exon.
CCGGUCCAAUUGAUUUCAAACCCUAUUCCCUAUUCCAACGGCACCUCUCGUAACGCAAUGGGAAUGGGUGGGACACCGAAAAGGAAGAAGACUACAGCGGCCGAUCUGCCAGAAGAGCUGAUCCGCCGGGAAAUACUCACACGACUCCCGGUCAGAUCUCUGGUACGUUUCAAAUCUGUAUCCAAAUCAUGGCUAUCUCUUUUCUCCGAACCCCGAUUUAUAAACCAACACUUGACUCACAGCACCACUCAAAAUCAUAAUGACUGUCUCGUUGCUACAAGGAACACCAAAGUCGUUAUUCUUUCCCGCUACGAAGAAAUAGUUGCACUGGAUUCUGCGCAUAUUCUUGAUGUGGUUGGUUCUGUUCGUGGCCUUGUUUGUCUUACUGGUCGCAAUAUGUUAUCGUUAUGGAACCCUGCAACACAUCAAUCCAAGGAAACUUUCGCAGAGGCUCGCUUUGCUGAUCGAGCCUAUGACAUAGGAUUCGGUUUUGAUCCUGUGAGUGAUAAUUACAAGCUUGUCAUUUUGUCAGAGGAUCUAAGGUUUGCUAUGGUUUACCACUCUAAUUCUGAUAAUUGGAUUGAAAUAUCUGCUCCUGAUAAUGUGUUUGAUAAUAUUAGAGGAGCCUACUCAACGAGUUCCGUGACUAUUGUAAAGGAUUGUCCUUACUGGGCAUUUUGUAGAUACACGAAAGAUAGGCAUAUGAUGGCGACUGCUGUGAAGUUUGAUGCUGGACGUAACGAGUUCAAGUUGUUGCCUGAAUUUGUUUGUGAACAUAGAGUACGUGGUUCUAAAUUUGUGGAUAUGAAUGAUUGUCUUACUUCGGUAGUGUAUGUGUAUGACAACGAUCCUUUUUCUAAGCGUAUGCUCAGUCUAUUUUCUUUGGACGGGGACGAGGGAUGUUGUGUUUGGAGUAAGAUGUACACUAUUGGACCAUUUAAUGGUUGGUUUGUGGUGGUACAGGGGUUUUCUGGUGGUGAGAUUGUGUUUGAUGAUCGUGGUAAGUUUUGCUGUUAUGAUCGCAAAACGGAUAAGAUUAAUUAUAUGCUCCUUAAUACAUCUUCUGCAACUACAAGUGAUUGGAGAAUAAGCUGCUUCAGAUAUACUCCUAGUUUGGCUUUCAUACAGGGAAUGAAGUCGGUUUUUUAUUCAACAACCCGAACUCGACGUGCAAGUGUUCAGUAUUCCAGAGUUCCUCAGGGAUUAUACAAUGGACUUAAAUAUUAAUCAUUUGCUUUUAUAACCUCUGUAAGUGUUUAAUCAAUGUUUAGCUAAACUUUAAACAAUUUAGAGCAUGUCACCACAACUGCUUUGUUACAAAGCCUUUGUACUUGUGGUUUGCAAUCCUCUUUUCUAUUUCCAUACUCUGCUUUGUUUGUUCUGAUACUUGAUAUUUUGCUACUUUUGUUCAAAUAUAUUAUCACUUUAUCCUCAA